Messenger RNA from Somion occarium, 1358 nucleotides. NCBI's taxonomy places the organism in Eukaryota, Fungi, Basidiomycota, Agaricomycetes, Polyporales, Cerrenaceae. The record is from the annotation of a GenBank genome assembly.
GACUGAGAACAUUGCGAGACACGCUUCCCAAUACCACGCGGUCGAAAACGCACUUCCGGCAUAAAGGCCACUCAUUGUCUCAGGUUGCCACUCGGCCACAACUCUUCCACUUACCACAUCCUCUUCGCCCUUUUCUUUUUCUAAAUCGGAAGCAAUGACCCAAUCACCAAGGAGUCCUAGGAAGCAGCCACAAUGCAAAAAGUGUGGGACACUGAUGGCGGGCCAUAAACGUCCCAACGGGAUACCAAUGUGUCCUACCCCUUCGCCCAUGACAACGCCAACAAAGAGGAAUGUCAAUUUCAAUAUACCACCACCAAUUACUCCUACUGCAAGUGGAAGUAGACAUGGUGCGAAGAAGGAAGAAUCAGAUGCCCAUCCGCUGGUCUUUCAAACUUCCAAAGGAGACCUCUCGGCGCCCGUGUCAUAUGAUUCGUCUGUUUCUUCUGUACACGUACAUCUCGCAAGUGUCAAGAAGGAUCCUGAGAUAGACAAUUCGUACCCGCGUCCAUCCACAUCCAGAGCCCCUCCCAUCCCUCGCAUCAAAGUCACCAAGCCGUCCGAUGCCUCGUCAUCGUCCAUCUCAUCCGCUUCCACUUCAUCCAGCCUUACGACGAAACUCAAGAGGACUGUGUCGUGGAUCGGAAACAGUACACCGCUGGCAUAUGUCUUCUGUGCUCGGCGAGAUGAACUGACAGAGUUCACGAGGAAAGCACGAGACGAAGGGUUCUAUACUGCCCUCGUACACAAUCCGAACCUAGGAGCAGACGAUCAGAGUGCCGACUCCUACGUGCAAGUGAUGCGUCAUGGCUCUUGGGGUGUCAUCGUGGGCACAGACCCCGGUGUUGUCGCGCAUACGGCUGAUCUCUUUGAGAAGGAUGCCAGGGGAGUUCUGGCCUGCGCUGGUGAUGACGGAAAGGCUGUGUCAAAGAGUGGUCGGACCUCCCUGAGUGUGACAAGAAUCAUGAUGCUCGGAAUUUGCAGUUGCAGCAUCGUGUUGUUGGGAAUGUACAAGUUGUUGCUAUACUUGUCCGUCGAAAGCGACGAAUAGAGAGGUUAAUGUUGGGUACAAUACGAUGCAAAGCCAGUGUUAGUUGUGUUCGACGUUCUACGUGGGUUUUCUGUUGGUAAUGCAUUAUAACAACACCUUGGAUCAGUAAUGCGGGUAGCCCCAAUAACAUGAUGGACUUACGGAUAGGCAGCAUGACAUGCAAUGCCAGUGUCCAAAGGAGUGGAAUCUACGACGCCUGUAGAGUAGGUGAGUGGUUAGUGAGUUCAUCUACAAACAAGCAUAAUGAAUCGGAGGCAGCAUACACUGACAACAUUAUUACUCAAUGAGCAAUGAUUCUAGUUGCACUCGC